This is a messenger RNA of Clupea harengus (Atlantic herring), 1316 nucleotides long. RefSeq names its product trace amine-associated receptor 1-like. Gene Ontology annotation, cellular component: membrane. Gene Ontology annotation, biological process: G protein-coupled receptor signaling pathway. The record is from RefSeq and is a predicted model, not a curated record. Gene Ontology annotation, molecular function: trace-amine receptor activity. NCBI's taxonomy places the organism in Eukaryota, Metazoa, Chordata, Actinopteri, Clupeiformes, Clupeidae.
UUUUUUUUUUUUUUAAAGUCAAAGUAAAUGUUGUUUAUUAUUGAAUCUGAUCUUGUAAUAAUGUGUAGUAUUUUGAUUAUCAGUAUAACAAUAGCAGAAUUAUCAUAAUAGAGUGAUCUUAUUUAUAUUUCAUCUUAUUUAACUAAAUAUAAAAUGCAUUAAUGUAAACCUACUGUAUACUUACCACUGAAUAUACUUAGUGACAGUGAUAUUAAGUUAUCUACCUAUAUCUAGAUGUUUUGUCUUCUUUUCAGGAAGAGCAUAACCCUGAGAUGGCACCGAGAAGCACCCUGAACGAGUCAGAGGCUCCAGAGAACAUUCCUCUCUGUUAUGAUUCUGUGAAUGGCUCCUGUCCUAAGUUCACAUAUCCCAUUGUUAUUCGUGUUCCUCUAUAUGUUUUCCUUGGGACUACAGUGGUGAUAACAGUGAUUGGUAACCUGCUGGUCAUCAUCACUGUGGCUCAUUUCAAACAGCUCCACACACCUACAAACUACCUUAUUUUCUCUCUGGCUGUGGCAGACCUGCUGGUGGGUGGCAUUGUGAUGCCCCCUAGUGUGAUGCGAUCUGUUGAAUCAUGCUGGUAUUUGGGGGAAUUAUUCUGCAAAAUUCACACAAGUACAUCUAUGAUGUGUUGUACUGCAUCAAUUAUAAAUCUUACAAUGAUAUCUAUUGAUCGCUACUAUGCCAUAAGUCAACCUCUACUGUAUAAGUCAAAGAUAACCAUUUCAGUUGUAGUAAUAAUGAAUUCCAUUAACUGGGUUGUGUCAUCUAUAUUUGGUUUUGGGGUGGUCUUUCUAGAGUUUAAUCUUUUAGGUAUUGAGGAGCUCUAUAACAGUGUUGUGUGUGAAGGUAGCUGCAUUUUCUUACACGGUUUGUUUUCAAGUUCUUUGUCGUCUGUACUGUCUUUCUACAUGCCAGGCAUCAUAUUGGCCUGUAUAUAUCUUAACAUUUUUGUUGUUGCACAGAAACAAGUAAGAUCAAUUCACUUGAUAAAUAUGAAUAUGAGUGGGAAGCCAUCAUUGAUUAAAAUUGAAAGGAAGGCCACCAAAACCCUAGCCAUUAUUAUGGGUGUCUUUUUAUCAUCAUGGAUCCCAUUUUUUCUUGUUUUUACGAUUGAUCCACACGUGGGUUACGGAAGUCCAAAAAUAGCGUAUGAAAUACUUGGCUGGGUAGGUUACUUAAACUCUACAGUUAAUCCGUUUGUAUAUGCCUACUUUUACAGGUGGUUUAGGCAAGCAUUUAAAAUCAUUGUGUCCGGUAAAAUAUUUAAACAGGAUUCAUCAAGAACCAUGCUGACUUUGGACUGAGAUAUUUUG